ACACAUGUUACACUCCCGAUUGGGUUGAUUUAAAGCAUACCCAUCUGUGUUUUAGCUUGAUUCGUUCUAAUAUUGGUUUAAGUUGAUUAAUUGUUAUGUUUCUGAUUUGGGUUUUUUUUUUGUUUGGUUACAGAAUUUUAGGGUUUGACUUUUUUAAGUGUUACACUCUCAAUUGGGUUGAUUUCAUGAAUACCCAUCUGUGUUUGAGCUUGAUUUGAUCACAUGUGAUGAUUCUGAUUUGGUUUUUUUGUAUGGUUACAGAAUUCUAGGGUUUGACUUUUUUAAGUGUAACACCCCAAUUGGGUUGAUUUCAUGAAUACCCUUCUGUGUUUGAGCUUGAUUUGAUAACUUGUGAUGAUUCUGAUUUGGGUUUUUUGUUUGGUAACAGAAUUCUAGGGUUUGACUUUUUUAUUUUGUCAUGUAAUUGAUGAUUAUUUUCUUUGUGGUUUGGUUUUUGCUUGUUGAUUUGGGUUAAAGAAUUGUGGGUUGAUUGUAGUUUUUUGUUUUGGUAAAUGGGUAUUUAGAUUUGGUCAGUGGUUUGUUUGAUUUGGAAUAGAUUGUUGUUGGGUUACUGUAGAAGAGUUGAAGAACUAGCUUAACCUUUAAUGGAGGAAGAUGAUAGUAAUAACAGUUUUAAUUGUUGGUUGUGACUAUUUUGUUUAUUUUAAUUGGCAUAGGUUAUGGUGUUAUUUGACCCUGUUGUUCAUCUGUAGCUUUGUUUGUUGUUCUGUAACUUGUAACACAAAUGUACAACUGAAAUUACAAAUUGGGUGAUGCUGUCACAUGACACGGGCUGUAUGUCGCUGUCACACCAGUCAUUUUUGUAUCUGAUAAACACAUCAUACGGGCCGUUUGAUUUGGCGAACACCACCUUGCACGGCCCAUAUGAUCUUUUUUUUGUCUGUCACGCGACCCAUAUGACGUCAUAUAACAUGUAUGGCACGUCAGUGGUGUCUGGAUAGUGUGUCAAUGGUGUUUUUUUAGCCAAACCCUACAGAUUUGUAGGGGUUGACCUCUUUGAUUUGGUACUGACUUAUCAUUGUUGUGUAAUUCUGAUUCAUGUUGUGUGAUUUUGAUUCAUGGGUGUUUCGGAUUAAGAUUUAUCAGUCUAGUUGUUGCACUUGUCAUCGGUUAUACGCAACUAAACACGGGCUCCAAUCUUUUUUACCAAAAGUGUUGUGAAAGUUGAGUUAUGCUUGUGGAUUUGAGAUGGCGAUAGUUCCAUCGAAGAAGAUGAUAGCAAUUUGCCAAUACGGUGGCGAUUUCGACACCUACGACGACGGGACCAUGAAUUAUGUCGGUGGGGAGGCUUACGCUGUUGAUCUCGAUGAGAAUAUGCAGUUGAGUGGAUUCAAACAAGAAAUAGCCGAAACUAUCGAUUUGAGUGUUGACGCUAUGAUCAUCAAAUACUUCUUGCCCGGGAACAAGAAGAAUCUCAUUACCGUAUCGAAAGACAAAGACUUUCAACGAAUGGUGAGUUACUACAAAGAUGCCGAUCAGCUCGAGGUCUUUAUUAUGAAAGACUCCCCUGCCGGUAAAAACGCCAAGAAAAAGCAGCCCGCUCGUAGGCCACAGAAGGCGACACCGAAUGUGGAAACAGCUGCCAUUGUACAAGUCGCUCCCGUAAGUAAUGCAGUGGCUCUUAACGAUCAACAUGUCGACAUCGAGACAACAACCGAAAUCACUCCGGCUGCAGUUCCAAUUUCCUCAAACCCGUUCCCUAUGGUUGCGGUUGACGACGAUUCACAACGUCUAGCGGCAAAACAGUGGGAAAAUAUCAUAACCGGCGUAGGACAGAGAUUCCAUUCCCUAGCUGAAUUCCGGGAGGCGUUAAGGAAGUAUUCGAUCGCACAUGCGUUCAACUUUGUGUACAAGAAGAACGAGAAUCAACGUGUAACGGUGAAAUGCAAAGCCGAAGGAUGUCCAUGGCGUAUCCAUGCGUCGAAACUGUCAACCACUCAGUUGGUAUGUAUCAAAACGAUGAGACCGGUUCAUAAUUGUCAAGGUGUUACGUCAAAGGCUCCGUUUCGAGCUAAAAGAAGUUGGGUCGGGAAUUUAAUCAAAGAAAAAGUUAAAGAAUCUCCAAAAAUUAAGCCGAAAGAGAUCGCCACCGAGCUUAAACGGGAUUACGGGAUUGAUUUGAAUUAUUCACAAGCAAGGCGAGCUAAAGAGUAUGCAAGAGAGCAGCUUUUGGGUUCGUAUAAAGACGCGUACAGCGAAUUACCGUUCUUUUGCGAAAAAAUAAUGGAAACGAAUCCCGGGAGUCUUGCUAAUUAUAGUACGAAAGAGGAUUCAAGCUUUCAUCGUCUGUUUGUUUGUUUUCAUGCUUCAGUAUCCGGCUUUUUACAUGGUUGUCGACCGCUUCUUUUUCUCGACAGUACACCGUUAAACUCGCGAUACCAAGGCAUGUUAUUGACUGCGACAGCUGCUGACGGUGAUGACGGUGCGUUUCCAGUGGCUUUCGCGGUUGUUGACGAGGAGAACGAUGAUAACUGGCAUUGGUUUUUAACCCAACUCAAACCGAUGGUCUCCCCCGUUGGAACCCCUGGACAAAUCACUUUCGUGGCGGAUUUUCAAAAGGGUAUACGCGAGUCUUUACGGGAGAUAUUCGGCGGGGAGUGUUAUCACGCUUAUUGCCUCGGGUAUUUAGCGGAAAAACUUAAUAAAGAUUUAAAGGGUCACUUUUCGCACGACGCUAGACGUCUCAUGGUUGAGGAUCUUUACGCAGCCGCACACGCGCCGAAACUCGAGGCUUUCGAGAAGUGUUGCGAAGACAUUAAAGCCAUCUCUCCAGAAGCGUACAAUUGGGUUAUAAGAAGCGAGCCGGAACACUGGGCUAAUGCGUUUUUUGGCGGGUUGAGGUAUAACCAUAUGACGUCUAAUUUCGGUCAUAUGUUUUACUCAUGGGUGUCCGAAGCAAACGAGUUGCCGAUAACCCAAAUGAUUGAUGAAUUAAGGGGGAAGAUGAUGCAGUUGAUAUACACUCGACGAGUUGAGUCAACUCAGUGGAUGACUCGGUUAACACCCUCCAUGGAAGAAAAGCUAAAGAACGAAAUCAUAAAAGGUCGUUCGGUUCAAGUGAUAAGGGCUCACGGAAGCAAAUUUGAGGUUAGAUACGUGGAUAUGAUUGAAGUAGUUGACAUUGAGAACUGGGAUUGUAGCUGUAAAGGAUGGCUGCUUACGGGUUUACCGUGUUGUCACGCGAUUGCGGUAUUGGAACAGUACGGGAGGAGCCCGUAUGACCAUUGUUCGAGGUAUUUUCAUGUUGAGAUGUACCAUUUGACGUAUGCAGACUCGAUACAUCCGAUACCAAACGUUGAACGGUUGAUGGAUACUGAGACGGAAGACGGUGCGGUUCUUGUCACCCCACCGCCCACUAUGCGCACACCCGGUAGGACCAAGAUUCGGAAGGUUGCACCCGGUCGUAUCGGACCGUCUGACUUCCUUAAACGUCAACUUCAAUGUGGCAAGUGUAAAGGGCUCGGUCACAAUAAGAGAUCUUGCAAGGAGAUCAAUGAUCAGUGAUUAGUAUGCUGCAAUGGUCAAAGAUAAUAAAAGAGGGCAUGUGUCAAGUCGAGUUUCCAUUCGGGAUUCUUGAUUACAAUAUGUUUCUCAGCUUGUUUUCUUUUCGGUCAAACGUUAAUGCUGAUAGUUAGCAGGCUUUGUUUUUGGCAUUUAGAGAUUAAUUAAUUUAGUUUAGAAUAUGUUGGAUAUUGCUGCAUAAUUGCUUGACUGAUGUUUGCAGGGAGGUUUUUAGCUUUCAGCAUUUGAAUGCACAGUUCUUUUAGUUGACUUUUUGUUUGGUGUUAUUUGUUCA
Helianthus annuus (common sunflower) is the source of this 3817-nucleotide messenger RNA. RefSeq lists its product as uncharacterized. Gene Ontology annotation, molecular function: protein binding; zinc ion binding. NCBI's taxonomy places the organism in Eukaryota, Viridiplantae, Streptophyta, Magnoliopsida, Asterales, Asteraceae. The transcript has 4 exons. The record is from RefSeq and is a predicted model, not a curated record. The coding region runs from base 1210 to 3525 and encodes 771 amino acids.